AUGUCUAAUUCAAUAAGUUCCCCCACAUCCACAUUCUCUACAUCAUUACCAUCAAAUGGGACCGCUUUUUAUUGUGGUAACAUGGGAGUUUUGUAUAUGAACUCAACUGAAUACGGAGCCAGUUACGCACGGUACUAUUGGCAGUGCGGCAGAGAAUAUGAAUCGGCUUUUGCAACGUUGACUAAAGAAGUUCCAGGUACCACAUUCUCAGCUGACAUGCCUACUUCUUCUUGGGAUAGCGUAUUGGAUUGUGGCUAUUCCUCCGUAAUCAACGUGGCAGCAAAUAAAAAUUCACCUGAUGAUUAUUGGAAUUGUGGUAGAACAUAUGCCAGGAAUUAUGCUCUGUCUGAUGCACUUUUGCUGAAGCCAACUAACAUGCUGCAAUACUUUUUAUUUGCAUUAUUCUUCAUCUGCAUUGUUCUAUGA
This is a messenger RNA of Saccharomyces paradoxus, 426 nucleotides long. RefSeq lists its product as uncharacterized. The coding region runs from base 1 to 426 and encodes 141 amino acids. The transcript has a single exon. The record is from RefSeq and is a predicted model, not a curated record. NCBI's taxonomy places the organism in Eukaryota, Fungi, Ascomycota, Saccharomycetes, Saccharomycetales, Saccharomycetaceae.